GACGGCAGCUAACCCGGGUGAUUUUUGAAUCUUCUUUUCGCCAUAUUCUUAUGAACACAACGGGAAGGCAACUUAGCUAUAGUAAUAUUGAGGAGAGAGCAAGCAUUUGUGCUCUUGAGCUCAACCGAAGCUGGUCGUUUUGAACCAUUGAUCAAGUAAUGUGCCUAGGUAGAGGAAACUAAAGUGCAUUCAAUACAGUUCCUACGCUCGUGUACAAUUUCGAGAUGAGUAAUAAAGUUUUUCCAAGUGAAGAUCUUCCGGAGGAAGUGCUGGAGCACAUAUUCUCGUUUCUGCAGUUGUCGGACCGUAAAUCGGCUUCACUAGUGUGUACAAAGUGGGAAAAGUUGACGUUUAGUCGUAGAAUUUUGCGCAAAGUGGUGCUCAAUAUCCCAAUAAAUAAUAUAGAUCGAAUGUUCGAUUUGCGCAAAACCAAACGCCGUUACAGAAAUGUGUUCGUUAUUUUGGAUCGGCACGAGUUCCGUUUCCAAAUGUUAAUGAUUACUUUGAACCUGUUCGCUGCAUAUGUGGAGAGUCUCCGGUGCGUGGGACAUUUGAACACGAAGCAGCUGUGUAUGCUAUUGAGACGUUUACCAAAUCUGCAGCAGUUGACAGUUGGGAUUAACGUCGAUGACGACGAUGAUGACGAUGAAGAUGACGAUGACGAUGAACCGCUUGAAGACUUCAGUUUGCAGAUUGAAAGUCUAGAUGCUCCCAACGUGACCCAGCUCGGAAUCAGAUUAUCAGCACCAGCGGAAGCAAGAAAUGUCCUGCCUGUUAUGCGACGACUGGCUCCCCAGCUUAAGAACGUGAAUUUGUAUUCCACGGGUUAUUUCAUUCCUUUGGAACAGCUGCAGUUUCCAAAGGCCGAAGUGCUAAAUAUUGGCGGAAACCUGUGUAAUACGGAAAACGAUUGGGUUCUACGGACAUUCUUCGCAGGAUUUAAGCUUUUGAAGGAAGUGAGACUCGAUUCCAACAUCCAAGAGAUAGCGUUGGAUGUGAUAACAAGUGCGUGCCCAGCAAUCGAAUUACUCAAAUUCGAUGGUCCCCGCUUCAAUCCGAUUCCAUUUCAUUUGUUGGGGCGCCUAAAAUAUUUAAAGACGUUAGGCCUCGGAGAAGUCAAUGAUGAUCCAGAUAUUAGCUUACAAUGCAGCCCAUUGGAAAGCGUGGAAAACCUUAGUCUGGACCUUUCCGAAUGUGAAGAGAGUUCGAUUGGACGACUACGAUAUCUGCUACCGAACAUAAUUGCCAUGGAUGUAACACUGAGAGACGAUUGGAACAUCGAAAAGGGACUUGGACACGUCUGCCAAAGCUUCCAAGGACUCAAACGUUUGGAAAUUUCCGACAAUUCCACUUGGAUUCCAAAGUCUAGCAUCAGCCUUCUUGCGGUGGAGCACCUGGAUCAACUGGAAGAACUUACUUUUAAGAAUAUUCGUACACAAAUAGUUGAUAUACCACCAAACCCUCACCUUAAGCGAUUAGUGUUGAAAUCUCAUUGCUGGUUGUUCAACGAGGAUAUGCUAGAGUUGGCAAGGCAGUAUCCAAACCUGCGAUACUUUGAGCACGAACCGAACACAAUACAGGGGAUUGCUGCUUUUAAAUCGCAACUGGUGAACUGUGCGGUACACUGUAGACCACACGCCACGAAUAUUAUUUCAAGACAUGAUCGCGAUUUUUUGGAAAACCUUAAUCAUCGUACACCACUGAUAUAACAUGUUGGCUUCGCUAAGAUAUUGCAAUGAGCUCAGUAAACUAGUGUAAUUGCCCGUGUAGCUAAAGGAUUUUAUUUUUUUUCCUUCUAUAGGAGGGAAAAUCAGCUCAACAGACACCCUUACAGGAAGGUUAGGGUAGUGUGGGGUUAAGGCCGUCUUCUACAAUAAUAGUUAAAGCCAGGACUACUCUCUCCUCGACCCACUUAAACACAUUCCUAUGGUCGCCAAACCCUUCGUCCCUCCGGAACCACCAAGAAGGCAUUGCUUCAGAGAGGGGCUAGUGCGCAUCGCAGCCUCAAGGUUAGCUGCGUAGCCUGCAGCAACGAACAUCGAUGACUCGCUUUGGAGAGUCCAUCACGGUAGCAUGCUGGCGCUUUCAGUUUUCCGAGUGGUCCUCACCACUCCCUUUGUCCUCGGAAGGCGAGCAGGGUCAUCCCCGCCCGCGCCCAACUGCUUCCCAACCGCGGGCUAGGAUCCAACCCAGUAGACCAACGCCACGACAGCACCGCUGUCGAGACUUCCUCGCCGCGGCCACUUAAUCGCUGUAAGGGUCGAUCUCGACCGCAAGGCACCGGGAUGACCUACGAAUCGCCGGACAUUCCCAGAAGAAUUCUCAUUGAAUUUCCAGAGAAAUUCUCUUGGAAUUCCCGAAGACAUUCCAUUAAAACUCCAAGAAAAAUUCCCUUGAAAGUUCCAGAAGAAUUUUCUUCUAAUUUCCAGCGGAAUCCUCUUGGAUUUCAUAGAGGAAUUCCCCUGGAAUUUCUAAACAAACUCCCUUGGAAUUUCCAGGAAAAAAACCCGCUGGUGAGGGAUUUUCUUGAAAUUUCCAGGGAAAUUCACUUGGAAUUUCCAGAGAAAUUCACUUGGAAUUUCCAGAGAAAUUUCCUUGUAAUUUCUAGAGAAAAUCCCAUGUUAUUUCCAGAGAGAUUCUUUUGGAGUUUCCAGAGAAAUUCUCUUGGAAUUUCCAGAGAAAUUCCCAUGGAAUUUCCAGAGAAAAUCCAAUGGAAUUUGCAAGAAAUUCACAGGACAAUUCCAAGAAACUGCCAUGGAAUUUUCAAAUAAAUUUCCAUUGAAUUUCCUGACAAAUCUCUUGUAAUUUCCAGAGAAAUUCGUGGAAUUUCCAAAGAAAUUCCCUUGGAAUAUCCAAAGAAAUUCCCGUAGAAUUUCCAAAGAAAUUCCCGUUGAAUUUCCAAAGAAAUUCCCAUAGAAUUUCCAAAGAAAAUCCGUUGAAAUUUCCAGAAAAAUCCCGCUGGCGAGAAAUUUCCUUGGAAUUUCCAAAGAAAUUCCUUUGGAAUUUUCAGAGAAAUUCCUCUGAGUAUUCCUUUGGAAAUUUAAAAAAAUCCUCUGGAAAUAUCAAGGGAAUUCUUCUAGGAGUUUCAAAAGAAUUUCUCUGGCAAUUCUAAGAGAACUCCUCUGGAAAUACAUCGGGAAUGUCUCUGGGAAUUUAAAGGGAAUUCCUGUGGGAGCUUCAGAGAAAUUGUCUGGAAAUACCGAGAGAAUUCAUCUAGAAAUUACAAGAGAAUUCCUGUGGAAAUUCCAAGCGAAUUUCUAUGGAAAUCUCAAGCGAAUUCCUCUGGAAAUUCCAAGCGAAAUUUCAAGAAAAUCUCUGGAGAAAUUUCUAAAUAAAUGGCUAAAGAAAUUUCUGAAGGAAUCUCUGAACGAAUUUUUGAAAGAAUCCCGUGAAUAACUCAUGGAUAUUUUUUUUUGAAAAAAGGAGGAAUUUCAGAAGUAAACCAUGCAAUAUACUUUGGGAGAAUGCUUAAUGGAAUUUGAAGAAUAGGAGGAAUUUAGGAACAAAUCCCUGAAGAAAUUUUCUGAAUGAAUCCAUGGAACAUACGUAUUUUCAGAAAUUUUACGAAAUACUCUUCCUGCAAGCAUUUACAGGGGAUAGACAAAAUGAUCGGGAAAGGCAAAAUUUUCUCAAAAUUUUCUCAAAAAAUGUUCAACUAGCUGAAACUUUUCGAAAAGUGCAUAAAAUAUUCUCACAUUUUUACUGUAAGUUCAUCAACUAGUUGUGUAUCAGUGGUCCAAAUUUGGGAAAGAUCGGGCGAUUCUCCAUGAAGUAAUAAAGAUUCUUGUAAAAGCUAAAAUUAUGCUAUAGCCAUUUUUGAGCUGUUGUAUCUCCGGAUUCAAUGAACCGAAUGCAAUGAAAUUUUGGCCAUUUAUGACUCUUAUAAUGAGCUAUGAAAAACCUUUGACUUAACUUGAAAUUCUCAACACGGAAGAAAAUUAUAACGAUUUUAUUAUUUUUCUAAUAAAACACCAAAUUAUCCAAAACUUCACCAUCGUUUCUAAAUUCAAGAUGCAAAUUAUAGUUCAUUUAAUUUCCCUCUAAUUGACUCAUAUAUUAAUGUGUUUUGAAGUAAAGUAACAACAUAGCCACCAACAAAUUGAAAAAGUAAUUGAAUACAUAUUAAAAAUUCACCAAUUUGCUAAACAAUCGUGAAAAAUAAAAAUAAAAACGCUAUAACUUUUUCUAUUGAUAAAAAUUUCAAGUGAAGUCAAAUGUUUUCCAGAGGUCAUUAUAUAAGUCGUGAAUGGUCAAAAUUCCAUUGCAUUCCAUUGGUUCAUUGAAUCCGAAGAUAUAUCAGCUCAAAGUUGGCUAUCGGAUAAUUUUACCUUUUCCAAGAAUCUUUAUAACUUUGUGGAAAACAGUCCGAUCUUUCCCAAAUUUGUACCACUAAUACACAACUAGUAGAUGAACUUACAGUAAAAAUUUGAGAUAAUUCGAUGCACUUUUUGAAAAGUUACAGCUAGUUGAACAUUUUUUGAAAAGUUAAAAUUGUGUCUAUCCCCUGUACCAUUAAAUUUUUGAUAUUUCACCAUGGCAUGUUUCUUCAGAAUUAUGUAUACUCAUGGUUUUAGGGCCUACAACUCCGUUAAACAGCUGCCAUCUUGAAUUUGGAGCUGCCAUAUUGGAUUUUAGGCCGCCAUUCUGGAUAUUCUGGCCGUCAUUUUUGGACUCCGUACAUCUUUCCUAAACCAAAUAUACCCAUUUUGCAUGGCGUUAAGGUCUCAAACUCUAUUAAACAGCCACCAUCUUGAAUAUUGAGCCGCCAUCUUGGAAUUCAGAUCGCCAUCUUGGAUAUUCUGAUUGCCAUUUGGUCGGCGUUCAGUCAGAGUGGACCACGCGAUUUUUUGGGCAGGUAAAGAUAAGCGGAGCAAUUCAAUAACUUUGAACUUUUCACUGCUUUAUUUCGUGAGAGAGUAAUAGUUUUUCAAAAAAUAAACCGCUUGAUUUGAUAUCCCAUGCCUUUGCAGGACGUUUUCCCAAAAUCAUUGAAUAACAGAUGAUCCAUUCUGACUUAACGCCGACCAUUUGUGAACUCCUGACAUCUUCCCCAUGAUGAUGAUGUAACAGGGCUUGUUAGGGGAAUAUCUGUAAGUAAAAAGAAAAUCGUGUUAAGUACUGUUCCUUUGAA
Molecule: messenger RNA, 5131 nt
Organism: Aedes albopictus (Asian tiger mosquito)
Lineage: Eukaryota; Metazoa; Arthropoda; Insecta; Diptera; Culicidae
Exons: 2
Coding region: 225-1709 (494 amino acids)
Biological process (GO): SCF-dependent proteasomal ubiquitin-dependent protein catabolic process
Cellular component (GO): SCF ubiquitin ligase complex
Molecular function (GO): protein binding
Source: RefSeq, a predicted model, not a curated record